AAAAACUCUGCAAAGUUUAGCAAGUUCCAAAGUCGUUUCUCUUUGCAUCUUACAAAAGAGCGUAUAUUUAUAAAAGCCAUUUAUAGGAACAUAUACAUCUAGUAUCAAUUGGUCCCAUAGAUCUUUAUAUUUUUAUGGUAUUCCAUAUUGUAGAUUCUUGGAGCCACUUUAUUCCAUUUCAGUAGCUAUGCAUAGCCUUUUUAUUUCUUUGAUUGCAUUCAUAUCAAUGCAUAACAGUUUUCUUCUCUUAAUUAUCCAUGCAAAAUGAUUAUUGAAUCAACUAGGAGACAUUGUUUUCAUUUUAGCUAUGCCUUUUUUCUUUGCCUUUUCCUCUGUCACUAUACUUGUUCACAAAAGACUUGUCCAAACUGUGGUUCUAUGAAAGUUCCAUAUCCUUUGAGCACAGAACCAAACUGUGGCGAUCCAUUCUAUAGACUUCGUUGUGAUCCUCAUUCUCAAAAGCUUUACUUUGACACUCUCAAUGGCAGUUCCUAUGUUGUACUAAGAGUCAUGUCUUCGAUCCAGCGUAUGGUGUUGCAGCCACCACCUUGGUUACCCGGUUCAUGUGUCACACAAGACAUGCCGGUAAGCAAUGGUAUUUGGUUAAAUCAGUCACUUCCUUUCAACAUAACUUCAUCCAACACAGUGUUCAUUUUCAACUGUUCCCCUCGUCUCUUGGUUUCUCCUCUUAACUGCUCUUCCUCUAGUAUUUGUCACCGUUACUUGGAAAAUUCAGGUCAAGUUGACACAAAUCGAGCACUUGAGUGUGCAAGUGGUCUUCACCCUUGUUGCACCUUUGUUGCUGGUGGUAUGCCUUCAGCUUACAAGAUUCGCCUUCACAGUUCCGGUUGCAAAGCAUUCAGAAGCAUCCUUCAUUUGGACCAAGACAAACCUCCUAAUCAAUGGGAGGAAGGCCUAGAGAUUCAAUGGUCUCUUCCACCUGAACCUGUCUGCAGAACACAGAGUGAUUGUUCUAGAGACUCUAAGUGUUCCCCUUCUGAUAGAGACACACUCUUUCGUUGUCUUUGUAAGAGAGGAUUCCAUUGGGACCCUUUUGCAGCAACCUGUGUAAGGUACAAGAGAGAAUCCAAAUGGAAAACCAGCUUGGUUGUUUCAAUAGUGGUUAUUGCUUUUUUUUCAUUGGCUGUGAUUCUUGUGAUCAUCACAAAGUCCUUCAAACACUCUAACUACAGGGAGAAGCAGGCCAAGGAAAGAGAAAUUGUGCUGAAAUCAAGCACUGGAGGGGAGAAACCUUACAAAAUGUUUCAACUGAAAGAGUUGAAGAAAGCAACAAACUGUUUUUCACAAGACAGGAUCCUAGGAAGUGGUGGCUUUGGGGAAGUUUACAAAGGUGAACUACAAGAUGGAACUAUUGUAGCUGUCAAGAAAGCUAGAGUUGGUAACCUUAAAAGCACACAACAAGUGCUUAAUGAGGUUUCAAUACUUUCUCAAGUUAAUCACAAGAACCUAGUAAGACUCUUAGGUUGCUGUGUGGAAUCUGAGCAGCCUUUGAUGAUCUAUGAGUAUAUCUCAAAUGGGACCCUCUAUGACCAUAUUCAUGGUAGAUAUCCAAAUUUUCUUGACUGGAAAAAAAGGCUUAAGAUUGCUUUUCAAACAGCUGAAGCAUUGGCUUACUUGCAUUCUUCUGCACACACCCCUAUUUACCAUAGAGAUGUUAAGUCAACAAAUAUACUGUUGGACAAUGAAUUCGACGCAAAAGUUUCGGAUUUUGGACUCUCUAGAUUGGCUAACCCGGGACUUAGUCAUGUGUCUACCUGUGCUCAGGGAACACUAGGAUACUUGGAUCCUGAAUACUACCGCAACUACCAAUUAACCGAUAAAAGUGAUGUUUAUAGCUAUGGAGUUGUGUUACUAGAGCUCUUGACUUCACAGAAAGCAAUAGACUUUUCUCGUGAUGAAGAUGAUGUCAACUUAGUAAUUCAUGUGAGUCAAUAUGCAAGCAAUGGUGCAAUCAUGCAAGUGGUUGAUCAAAGGCUUCUUCUAUCUGUGGAACCCUUAAGUAGUAAAUUGAUCACAAGCAUAGAACUCUUUUGGGAGCUUGCACAUGAUUGUCUUAGGGAGAAGAAAGUUGAAAGGCCUAGUAUGAGGGAUAUUGUGGAACGCCUCCUAUGCAUAAUUAGGAUUGAAGAUCAAGAGUGAAGUAUACAUAAAGUGGUUUCUGUUUGAUAAUAACAAGUGUAUUGUGUAAUAGCGAGCCUAAUAUUUAAUUAUUAAGCUGUGUUAUUUAUGACAGAAAAAAUUCAGCUAGAA
This is a messenger RNA of Medicago truncatula (barrel medic), 2271 nucleotides long. Its product is annotated as wall-associated receptor kinase-like 20. The transcript has a single exon. Gene Ontology annotation, molecular function: ATP binding; protein kinase activity. Gene Ontology annotation, biological process: protein phosphorylation. Bases 265 to 2160 code for a protein of 631 amino acids. Lineage: Eukaryota; Viridiplantae; Streptophyta; Magnoliopsida; Fabales; Fabaceae. The record is from RefSeq and is a predicted model, not a curated record.